CAGCCCUUGAAGGCAACAGCUAUUACAGUGCAGGGUGUCAUGGCGCAGAGGAGGCCGAUUCGUUUUGCGGCAUCAAACUUUAAUUUCAGCUCGAUUUCUGCGGUAUUGCCGCCUAAUACUCUAUAAAAGCUACAACACCCGAUGAAAAGAAUUGCUGAUGAAAACAGCGUUCUGAGAACAACCGCCUGAAACUGAGACACCGAGAGAGGAGUGAUGGAAAAGCCAGUCUUGCAGACACAACCAUCCACCCUGCCUUUUUUUGACACGGCCCACGCCUUCAACCUGCUGCGGGGAAUCCAUGAACUCCGCGCAGAACGAAAGUUUUUUGAUGUGACUCUGUGUGCUGAGGGCCGCGAGUUCCACUGUCACCGCACAGUGUUGGCCGCUGCCAGCACUUACUUCCGGGCUAUGUUUGCAGGUACUUUGAGGGAGAGCGUCAUGGACCGGGUGGUUCUGCACGAGGUGUCGGCCGAGCUUUUAGGCCUUCUGGUAGACUUCUGCUACACGGGGCGGGUCACGGUCACUCAGGACAAUGUGGACGUCCUGCUGAAGACGGCCGAUCUGUUUCAGUUCCCCUCUGUCAAAGAGGCCUGCUGUGCCUUUCUCGAGCAGCGGCUGGAUGUGUCUAACUGUUUAGAGAUCCAGGACUUUGCAGAGGCCUACGCUUGCAGAGAGUUGGCGGCCAGUGCUCGCCGCUUUGUUCUAAAAAACAUAAUGGAGUUGGCUAAAGGGACGGAUUUUGAGCGGUUGCCAUGGAAGCGCCUCCUUGAGUUUGUGUCAGACGAUGAGCUUUGCGUGGACAAGGAGGAGACAGUUUAUCAAAUUGCAGUGCGUUGGGUGAAGGCUGAUCUGCAGCGGAGGCUGCACUACUGGCCCGAGCUGCUCCAGCAGGUCCGACUCCCCUUCGUCAGGAGGUUUUUUCUGUUGGCCCAUGUAGAGAGCGACCCACUCGUCUACCUUUCACCCACCUGCCUCCGCAUGGUGAACGAAGCUCGUAGCUUCCAGUCCUGUGAGUAUGACCGCCAUGACAGGCCUUGCCAUCGUAUGCGUCCACGGCCAUCCACGGGAUUGGCAGAAAUCCUGGUGGUGGUAGGCGGCUGCGACCAGGACUGUGAUGAGCUGGUCACAGUGGACUGUUACAACCCCCAGACUGGACAGUGGCGUUACCUGGCUGAGUUCCCCGACCACCUGGGAGGAGGCUACAGCAUAGCUGCCCUUGGAAAUGAUAUGUAUGUCUCAGGUGGAUCUGACGGCUCUCGCCUCUACGACGGCGUGUGGCGCUACAAUUCCAGCGUCAAUGAGUGGACGGAGGUGUCGCCCAUGCUGAAGCCCCGUGAGUACCACAGCUCUUGCGUGCUGAAAGGUCAGCUCUAUGUGGUGGCGUCGGAGAGCACAGAACGCUACGAUCACACUCUGGACUGCUGGGAGGCCUUGGCGCCCAUGCUGCACCCCAUGGACAACUGCUCCACCACCACAUGCGGUGGGCGCCUGUACGCCAUCGGCUCGCUGACUGGGGAGGACACCAUGGCCAUCCAGAGCUACGACGCAGACACCAACCGCUGGAGCGUGGUCAGCUGUGGGCAGCUGCCGCCGUGGUCCUUCACACCGAAAACUGUGACCCUCAAAGGCCUCAUCUACUUUGUGAGGGACGACUCAGCUGAGGUCGAUGUUUAUAACCCUCAAAAGAACGAGUGGGACAAAAUCACUCCGAUGACCCAGGUCCACGUUGGAGGCAGUGUGGCAGUCCUGGGCGGUAAAUUAUAUGUGUCUGGCGGAUAUGACAACACGUUUGAGCUGUCAGAUGUGGUGGAAGCGUACGACCCGACCACCCGCGCGUGGAGCCUGGCUGGACGACUACCUCAGCCAACCUUCUGGCAUGGCAGCGUCAGCAUAUUCCGCCAGUUCAUGCCCCUGGUGUCCAGUGCGUUCGAACCUACUGACAUACCUGAGUCAAACGCCAUUCACUUGCACCGGCACCAACGUCACCAAGCGCUCCACAAUCUCAACAACAAUCUGAACCAAAACCAGAACCAGGAUGUGAACCCAGCGCACUGAGAUUAGACCUAGAAAUCCCUGCUACCUUUUCAGUCUCUUCUCCCUCAUUGUUCUAAGAGUAGUUUACCUCAUCACAGUGCUUUGUUGUUAAAGGCAGGAGAGAAGACUUAGCAGGUACAAAGUAGUCUGAGCUCCUUUGAAUACACUUGACUGCCAAGCUGUUAUACUGACAGUUACCAAGUCUGUUGAUCAGAUGAAUUGGAAAAUGACCUGGACUUUCUUAACCUCAUCUGGUCUCACUGUGUGGGAGACGGUAUUGGAUGGAUCUCACAGAUACAUUUAGGGAAGCGGUUGCCUUUCAUGCUCUUAGUUAAGGGGUGGGGAAGUUAAAACCAAAACCGGGUUAUGCUCGAUCGUAACUGAUUUGCACAAUAUGUUGUCCAGUCACAUUGGAAAUCAGCUGUCCGACUGUUCUGACUGGCUACACAAAAGCAGAGAGAAAAGCUGGCCUUCAAAAGGGGGUGGUGUGAUAUUUACAUAAGGGGAUAACGGUGCACAUUUUCGGACAGCCAUUCGUACUGUCCCACUGGGUUGUUGAGAAGUAACAGAAAUUAUGUGAAGAAGCACACCGGCAGCUUCAUCUCUCACUUUUCUUCUCUUGUUUGACCACAUUUUUGAGAAAGCAUACAUGUCAUCUUUGUGUCGUUGUAGGAUUUUGUAGUUGAGCAUCUUCUUUGCCUCAUUCUGGUGCAUGAAGCAGUGACACGGGGCCUGUUACUCCCCCUGGAGGCCAGAGAACAGGAAACCACAGUUGUGGUGGUGUUUUCCAUUAGCCUCAAAGGGCAGCAACAAACCUAUUCUAAACAGAAAAUGGAAAAGUGACGCAAAGGUGAGACUUGCUCUUCAUAUUGCUUUACACCUGGUGGGUUUUGGUGUUUCAAGAAAAAAGACGGCUGCUUCCUUGAGCUUUUCUUUGUGAGCCAUCCAUGACUGUGGACACGGUGGAAGAAACAGCCCACACUUGUUUCUGUGUAUGGGCAUCUCUAUGUUGAGUCACAGUGGUAUUGUUUUUGUACAAAUUUGAAUUUAAAAUGUUUCGAGGGAAACCUCACCGGUUUUAAACAUCAAAGUAUGUUAAUAGGUUAUUGGCUACCAUUGCAAUAUGGGUAAAGUAGGUAUGAAGUUUUGACCAUGAGGAAAAGUGAAAGACAAACAACAAUCUCCUGUUGCUGCUGUGAUUUUGAUCCCCUUUUUUUCUUUUUUUAAAUUGCCCAUCUUGAAUCGUUCAGUGUUUCAGGAGUGUAAUUCUUAAGAAGUGGGGUAGUCAAAUAGACAGACAAAUAUUCGGCCAUUAAAAAAGAAACAAUAAUCUAUUUACAUUCCAAAAAUGACAGCGAUCAUAAUUGACAUUUAGCACUAAAUAGACAUGUCACUGAAUAAGAUGGGUUGAAAUGUCUUGUACUCAGAAGGUGUGCUGAGAAAUCUUGUGUCAUCACAGUGGAAUUUCAGGAUGAUUGCAUGGUGAUGUUAACUUAGUGGGUUGAUAAUCUGUUGCUCAUGUGAUAGUUACGCUGCAGUGCAUCUCCUCGUGUCACUCCAGACCCUUAAACUGGGCUCCACCAGCCUCUAUAACCACCAGUCAAAUGUGCAUGAAGAAUUUUCUUUAAUAGUUGUAUUUAUGAAUGUUUUGUAUGUUUAUUUAUGGAUAUAUUUGUGCUGUGGUUGCUUAAGAUGUUCUGACCUGUCAGUUGCAACACAGAAGCACUUGGUGAAUGUUGGUGAUGGGACGCCAGUCAUAACUGGAAGUGCUAAACAAUCUCAGUUUGUUCUCAUGUAAAAUUAUUUGUGCUUUAAUGGUGUUAGUAUUUUUGAGUGUUUUAUGGUAAUGUUAAUGCAUCCUUGUUUUCUUAGUUUUCAUACAAGUUUUUGAGGUUGAAUCAGUUUUGUAAAUACAGUCUAUUCUUAAUCUUAUGUGCUGUGUUUGUAUAAUGUUUACAGUGUGGUGAUCGUGAACGAAACUGCAGGCAGAUCUGAGAGUUUAUUCUGCUCAGGCACAUCUGAUGAGCUUCAAGCAUUUUGCUAAUAUAUUUCUUAGAAACAAUGGACAGUAGUUGAAGCUGAGCAUGAAGACAAGCGCAUUUUUUUAUAAAUAGCGAGAGUAAACUAAUGUGUUCACUUACAAAGCUGAAUAUUUUAACAUAAAACAAUUAAAGUGUGUAAUAUCUUAAUUACAAA
Messenger RNA from Scatophagus argus, 4230 nucleotides. RefSeq names its product kelch-like family member 21 (gene klhl21). Lineage: Eukaryota; Metazoa; Chordata; Actinopteri; Scatophagidae. The coding region runs from base 214 to 2055 and encodes 613 amino acids. The record is from RefSeq and is a predicted model, not a curated record. Gene Ontology annotation, biological process: protein ubiquitination. Gene Ontology annotation, molecular function: protein binding. The transcript is spliced from 5 exons.